AUGGAAAGCAUGCUACCGCGUCACUUGGAUGCGACCCCGGAUGUACUCUGGACAACACUGGCCUCCCUCCGGGGUGGCGGUACCGCAGCAGCGCUUGUGACCCUGCUCUUCGGCUUCGGCACGCUGCUCUUCUAUGGCGGUUCUCGCUGCCGCCGGGAUGGCGCAGUGGAUGCACAAGGGCAAAGUGGAGGAGGUGCCGCGGAGCCCACGCCUGGACCGGCCGCCCACCCGUUGGAGGAGCGGCUCGCCGCCCACACCAAGUCAGUGCUAGACCGGCUCAAGAUGGUGCAGGACCUCCAGCUCACGGCCAACAGCAACCGGGUGGCGGACCACAAACAGCUCCUUGAUCGCAUGAACAAGACGGACCAGAAGAUCCAGGAGCUGCGGGACAGAGUCGAGCAACUGACCCCCAAGGACUACACCACGCCUCUUGCAGACAUCAAGACCAACCUGCUGGCGCUACACAAGGGGGUCAAGCAGGACAUCACGGUCGUUCGGGGAGACACAGCGCAGCUGCUGGCCGCUGCGCAGGGCACCCAGGGCGCGCUGACCACUCUGCAGGCCAAGUUGGGGACGGUCACCGCGGUUCUCGAUGCGCUGCCCGAGGACCUCCAACGCAUGACCGCGCAGGACUCCGAGGCUGCCCAGAAGGCAUUUACUACCGUGGGUGAGGUCAGUGACAUGGUCUGGUCUCUGCAGGAAAGCCAGAAAGAGCUGCAAAACCUUUUGGAGGCAACCGCGACGGCGCCCCCGAUGCAAGGCUCGGCGCCCACGCCGGGGGCCUCUAUGCCGCCACCAGCCCCGGCGCCACGUGUGCCACAUCCGAACGCGCCCGUCAUCAGCUUGGCAGAGACAGUGCCUGGGCCGAACACCCCGCAUCGCGGGCAGGCCUUAGUUCUGCUUCCAGGUGGUGGGCAACUCACCCUGGACGCCCAAACAUUGGCGAGGUUGUGCUUCCAUUGA
This is a messenger RNA of Symbiodinium natans, 963 nucleotides long. The record is from the annotation of a GenBank genome assembly. NCBI's taxonomy places the organism in Eukaryota, Dinophyceae, Suessiales, Symbiodiniaceae.